Molecule: messenger RNA, 1245 nt
Organism: Gastrolobium bilobum
Lineage: Eukaryota; Viridiplantae; Streptophyta; Magnoliopsida; Fabales; Fabaceae
Product: thioredoxin-like protein CDSP32, chloroplastic
Exons: 1
Coding region: 73-963 (296 amino acids)
Molecular function (GO): oxidoreductase activity, acting on a sulfur group of donors, disulfide as acceptor
Source: RefSeq, a predicted model, not a curated record
UCCUUCUUCCUCAUUCGUAAUCUGUGUUAUCCAACCACUACCUCUGCCAUCACUACUGACCCAAUCAGAUUCAUGGCUUCAAUCACCAACAAUUUCAUAUUCAAAUUCCCUAUCUCUCUUUCCACCCUCCCUAACCUCCUACCUCUUCAUUCUUCUUUACCUUUGAUUACUAAAACUCAUUCCCCACCAAUAAGAGUCACAGCUUCUCAUCACAUACGUUUAAUUACAAAAGCCACAGCAGCUUCAGGUGCCAAGGAAACAGAAAGCAAUGAAAGGGUUCAGCGUGUCCAUAGCAUACAAGAGUUCGACGAAGCGCUUCAAACAGCCAAAGACAAACUCGUUGUUGUAGAAUACGCCGAAAGAACCAGUUUUGAGAGCAGCAAAAUAUACCCUUUUAUGGUGGACCUUAGCCGAAGCUGCAGCGAUGUUGAGUUCCUUCUAGUAAUGGGUGAUGAAUCAGAAAAGACAAGAGAACUUUUCAAGAGAGAGAAAGUUGAAAAAGUUCCUCAUUUUAGUUUUUACAAGAGCAUGGAGAAGAUUCACGAAGAGGAAGGUAUUGGUCCUGAUCAGCUUGUUGGGGAUGUGUUAUACUACGGUGAUAACCAUUCUGGUGUCGUGCAACUGCAUAGUAGGGAGGAUGUGGAGAACCUUAUUGCGGACCAUAAGGUUGACCACAAACUUAUUGUGCUUGAUGUUGGGUUGAAACAUUGUGGGCCCUGCGUUAAGGUUUAUCCAACGGUUAUUAAGCUGUCGAGGCAAAUGUCUGAUUCGGUUGUGUUUGCGCGGAUGAACGGUGAUGAGAAUGAUAGUUGUAUGCAGUUCUUGAAGGACAUGGAAGUGGUGCAGGUUCCCACGUUUCUAUUCAUUAGAGAUGGUCAGAUUCGUGGAAGGUACGUGGGUUCAGGGAAAGGUGAACUUAUUGGUGAAAUUCUGAGGUACCAAGGGGUGCGUGUGACUUAUUAAUUAAUCGAAAAAUUGUUGUGUACACAUUAUGACCAUAGUUGUGUGUGUAUGCUAAAUUAAUUAAUAUUAAGGUGAUAAGUUUGUUAAAUUCGAAUGAACAUAUUAGGCCUAAUUGGUGAUAGCGAUAAAGGGUUUAAAUCCUUUAUGAGAAAGAAAAAUGCUAAAUUUCACUAUUGUUUUUGGAAAUCCGUAUGAAGCAAUGUGGUUCCGUGGUAUUGUGUUACUUUUUAAAAAUUCCUUAUAUAUUUAUGAUGUGUGUAGUUUUAGUUUAGGUCGUUUACA